This is a messenger RNA of Closterium sp. Naga37s-1, 2754 nucleotides long. The record is from the annotation of a GenBank genome assembly. Lineage: Eukaryota; Viridiplantae; Streptophyta; Zygnematophyceae; Desmidiales; Closteriaceae.
AUGGGGGUGGGACCGGGGCUUCGGAGAACAGGAGGGGACGAAUUCGGGGGAAGUAGAGGGGCGGGGGAAGUUGGUGUGCGAAGAAGAGUGGUGGUGCGAGCUGUGGGCCCCGAAAUAGGUUCAAAUGCGGCGUACGAUGUGAUUGGGUCGCUGGGGCUCGAUACACUCACGUUCCUGGUGGCCACCGUUAUUGUUAUCCCGGCUUUCAAAAGCCUCAAAAUAAGCCCGAUUCUCGGAUUUCUUCUAUCGGGUGUUGCUCUUAACGAGUUGGGGCUCAUUCGGAACAUCACCGACGUGAAGGCACUUAGCGAGCUUGGGAUUUUGUUCCUGCUCUUCGAAAUGGGCCUCGAGCUCUCCCUCGAGCGACUCAGAGCACUCGCCAAGUUCGCAUUCGGCAUGGGCCUUCCGCAGGUUCUCCUCACGACGCUUGCCUUCACAGCGUUCGAGCUGCCAAUCGACAAUGCCAUCGGCACCCGUGCGCUCGAAUUUCUCUUUGGGGCCAAAGCUGAUCUGGUGAACAUCCGGUCGCUAGAUGAGGCCAUUGUCAUCGGAGCUGCUCUUGCGCUCUCCUCAUCCGCCUUCGUGCUUCAGCUUUUGUCUGAAAAGGGUGAGCUCGCCACUCGCUACGGAUCGGCAACUCUCGGCAUCUUGCUGCUGCAGGACAUUGCAGUCGUCCCUCUGCUCGUCAUUCUCCCCAUCCUUGAGAACGGGGACUUCACAGACGAUUCCGUCUUCCCUCUGCUCGCCCUGGAAGGAGCCAAGUCGCUGCUGGGGCUCGGAGCUCUGCUUUACACGGGGCGUAUUGCCCUGCGCCGGCUCUUUGAGUUCGUGGCAGAGUCGCGCAGUUCAGAGGCGUUCAUUGCUCUCUGCCUACUCACAGUCACGGGAACAGCUCUCAUCACCAGCAAGCUCGGAUUCAGUGACUCGUUGGGAGCGUUCCUAGCAGGAGCACUGCUGGCGGAGACCAACUACCGCACGCAGGUGGAGGCGGAUAUCCGCCCCUUCCGAGGGCUGCUGCUGGGUCUCUUCUUCGUCACCACUGGCAGCUCCAUCGACCUCAACCUGCUAGCAUCGGAGUGGCCCAACAUCCUGGCGCUCCUGACGGGUCUCAUAGGCAUAAAGGCAGCCAUCAUCACAGCCCUCGGCCCACGUGUGGGCCUCACUCUCUCGGAGUCCGUGCGCACGGGGCUGCUGCUGUCCCAGGGGGGCGAGUUCGCCUUCGUCGUCUUUGCCCUGGCCAACCAGCUGGGCGUGCUCCCACUGGAGCUGAACCGGCUGCUCAUAAUCGUUGUGGUGCUAUCCAUGGCGCUCACGCCCUUCCUUGACGCCCUGGGGCGCAGAGCAGCAGAGUACAUUGAAGACAAUAUCGAAUCCAGGGACGCUGCCACCGUUGCUGCUGCGGGCGUGCGUGGUGGGGCAGCUGUGGGUAGACUGGGACCGGGUGGGAAUGGAGCGAUGAGCGAAGCUGAAGGCAGCAUGGAAGGCCAGCAGGCAGGCGCAUCCCACUCUACGCACUUCGCCGGUGCGGAGCCGAUUGUCAUUCUAGGGUUCAACCAGAUGGGGCAGGUGCUGGCCAAUUUCCUCUCCACGCCACUUGCAGCGGGGUCAGGGGGCGACGCUGCUGGUUGGAACUUCAUUUCCUUCGAUCUCAACCCCAAGCGCGUGCGGCUUGGCGCAUCGCUCGGUUUCCCUGUCCUGUAUGGCGACGGCAGCCGCCCGGCAGUGUUGGAAUCAGCCGGCAUUAGCCGCCCGAAGGCCUUCAUGGUCGUCUAUUCCAGCCGCACCCGAUCCGUGGCUUCAAUCGAGCGGCUCAAAGAGGCGUUCCCUGGGGUGCCUCUGUACGCACGGGCAGUGGACGCAGUGCAUCUCUCGGAACUGAGGCGCGCAGGAGCCACUGACGUGGUGCUGGAGAGUGCUGAGACUGGUCUCCGCCUGGGCUCCAUGCUUCUACAGGACAUGGGAGUGAUGCGAGACGAUGUGGUGUUUGUGCGGCGCCUCAUGCGGGACGCCAUGGACCAGAGGGCUCUCUCUGCUUCCUCCUCCUCCCAAUCCUCCGACCUCAUCUCCUCCCGCCCUCUUCUCGAAACUCUCAAGGAGACGCUUGGUCGGAGAGCCAUUCGGCCCAUAGAGCCCACAGCCUUCCUCAUGAAUCAACAAGAUGACCGCACCGCCGCUCCUUCAUCUGCAGCCUCCGCUGCAGCUUCUGCUGUCGAUGGGGACACGAUUCAGCAGGAGAAUCCUGCUAAAGUUGCCGCGUUUACCGCUACCCGUGCAUCCGCAGUGGCUGCUACAGCUGCAGCUGCCGCUACAGCGGGCGUGCUUGUCGCGAGCAAAGAAGACAAUACUUCAGCAGCUCCAAAAGAAGAGGGAGAGGGCUCAAAAGCAGGGAUCAAAGAAGCGCCUGUAGCAAGGGGUUUAGGUGCAGCAGAGCUCCCGUCCCUCGACUCACCAAUGGGAAUCAACCCCGUGUUCGUACUGGCAGACGCGCAGGCUUCGCCUGACGGCAUGCUGCAGUACUUCUCCGAUGGAGAGGACUUUGUGGACCGGAAUCUCAGUCUUGAUGGCAGUCAGCUACCCGCAGGCGCUACCAUGCCGCCUUCAUUGGACUCGCCAGCAGUGCUGGGAGAGGGGUUCGACUCGGAAGGAUUGCAAGCCGCGGCGGGUGAGAGGCUGGUCUACUUUUCAGAUGGGGAUGAUUUCGUUGAUGUCAAGCUGGAGCUUCCUCAGUCUGGUGAUUUCCCUCGGGAAAAGUAA